CGGGUCCGACGGUACUCGCGUGAUCCAACAGCAAACUGACUUCCCCGUAGUUAAGAGACGGAGAGAUUUCCCAGGGCCACAACAAGGCUCCGCAGAGACAGCGCGCGAAGCCCUACAAUGGACUCCUCGGGUGACCACGCCAGUGCGCCGUCGGUGAAGAAGAGUGCACGGGCGUCGUUGCUGGACAGCGGAGAGGACUUCGAGGUUUUAGAUGAAGAAGACAUUGACGACGACCCUCCCCCUCUGGAAGAUGCCGGGGGUGGGAAAGGGAGAAACCCCGAUGAGUCUGAAAAUAAAAAUGCAGACUCUGAUUUAGACCCUCCAGAGCCGGUGGAGGAAUGGCUGGAUGUAUUGGGUAAUAACCAUCUGAAGAAAAAGGUCCUGGAGUCCGGGGAAGGGAGGGACAGUCGGCCACAGAAAGGACAGAAUGUAAAGAUUAAUCUUAAAACCUACUUGAAGGACGGGACACUUGUGGAGGAGCAGUCUGACCUCUCUUUCACUCUCGGAGACGGAGAUGUCAUCCAGGCUCUGGAUCUAACAGUGCAACUCAUGGACAUGGGAGAGAAGGCCCUUGUCCAGGCCGAUGCAAAAUAUUCAUAUGGUGUCCGGGGGAGUCUUGAGCCUGAGGUUCCCCCCAACUCUGAGCUAUCUCUGGAAGUGGAACUGCUGAAAGCUACUGAUGCUCCAGACCUGGAGCUGCUGCCCCCCGUAGAGAAGAUCAGCCUGGCCAGCCUCAAGAGAGAGAGGGGCAACGUUCAUUAUCAGCGUGCGGACUAUGCUUUUGCAGUGAAUUCAUACAGCAUUGCCCUGCAGAUAACAGAGUCGAGUUCUAAAGUUGACAUUACUCCUGAGGAGGAAAGCGAGAUGAUGGACGUCAGAGUGAAGUGUUUAAACAAUAUGGCUGCUUGUCAGCUGAAACUGGACCACUAUAACGCCGCACUGAAAUCUUGCGUCUCAGCACUGGAACACCAGCCAGACAACAUAAAAGCACUUUUCCGAAUGGGCAAGGUACUAGCCGUGCAAGGUGAAUAUUCAGAAGCCAUUCAAACUUUGAGGAAGGCGCUGAAGUUGGAACCCAGCAACAAGACCAUCCACGCAGAGCUCUCCAAGCUGGUGAAGAAGUACUCUGAGCAGAGAGUGGCGGAGCAGGCCAUGUACAAGAAGAUGCUGGGUAACCCCGGCGGCAGCAGUGGCGGCGUCUCUCAGCAGAAGCUCCGGGCCAAGUCGACAUGGGCCCUCAGCUGGAAAUGGCUGUUCGGUGCCACUGCGGUAGCCAUUGGCGGUGUAGCAUUAUCCGUUGUCAUAGCUGCUAGAAAUUGAACCGCGCCUGUGAUGAGCUUGACCAAACCCCUGAAAUGUGAGGCUCCACACAGAAGCACAUCUGGCAGCGCCUUCUGACCUUCGGUGAAGGGUCGGUCUGUUGCCUCGUCACUGUCGCUCACCUUUCUCUGCUAUGUUUGAGAACUAUAUUUGGCAAAUAUUUUAACAUCUAUAUUUACAUAUGGGAGCUGUAUCUCCAACAUUAUAAAUGUGUCUGUUUAUGCAUAUCCGUCAUGUUGCCAGGCACUGUUUUCCUUUUUUGCUGCCAUCGUUUGCGUCUUUGGGAGUUAAAGCUGACAUUUAGGCGAGCAUCGAAAUGUAAAAUAAUCUACCAUAGAUUCAGAUGAGAGCUAUUUACGUAUAUUUUUCCUAUUAAGAAUAGCUUUUGUGAUAUGGUCCUUUUUUGUUGUGCUGUAGUUUUAAAGAGUCACGACUGGGCAGCUUAAUUAAUAAUUCCUAUCUACGAGAAUGUGAUUUCACUUUGUUUAAAUUACGGUACAAUGUUUCCUAUAUGUCGACUGGCGUAAUGCAGAUGCUCAAUGAUUUGAGGUCCACGGCUUGGCAAAGUAUCUGGCUUGUGUGCUCGCGCUCGCACGCUUUCUACAGACUCCACUCGUACACUGGAGGAGCAGAAGAAUACAGACCGCUGCACGUUCAUGCACAGCUUCUGUUGUGGAAGUCGAUUGUUGCGCAGUUCAAUGGUGCGUCGUGAGGCUCGAGCUUGUUGUGAUAUUAUUCUGAAAGGUGUUCCUUAAAUUGUAUCCACCUAAUUUCUGUAUGUCUGUAGAGGAGCAAACGCAUAAUGAACACCUCACAGAAUAAUGCCAUUAACUAAAAUACACGAGACAGUUGCCCAGCCCCAUAUCUGACACUGUCAACAGCAUCACGAAUAAUAACAUGAAGUAGCAUCAAUGCUGUGGGUUUAUAUAUUCUUGAUCACAAUGUAUACAUAUAUUUAAGAAGUUGCUGUCCUCUACUUUCAUUUCAAUGUUUUUGUUAAUUGAGGUGCGCUUAUUACAUUGGAACAGAUAAUGGUGCGUAGUUUCUCAGAUGUGGCUAUGGAGGACAGUUUAUUUUUCUUAUUCAAUUCCAGUCAAUUAUACCUCAUUUUUUGAUGAUUAAGACCAAAUGUUGAAGACUGUCACUUCAAGUACAAUGUGUGUGUGUGUGUGUGUGUGUGUGUGCGUGUAUAUUGAUUUAUUUUCUUUGGUCCCCUCCAUGUUUUGCUUGUGAAGUAUUUCCUGAAAUGAUGUUGCUUUGAGUGUUUAUUUCGCUGUUAUGCCAUUGUUUUCUUACAGUUAAUGAGUAUGUGGCCUCUUCAGAAUAGAUUGUCGUCCUACAUAGCCAAAAGUUGCAAAAAUCUAACCAGUUGGUGGCAAAUGAGGUGGUCAAGAAAGUUACAAGCAUUCCUUGUAUUUGUUAAUUUUAUAUUGAUCACAAUAAAAUGUGUCUGUCAUCAAG
Messenger RNA from Pseudoliparis swirei, 2781 nucleotides. RefSeq names its product FKBP prolyl isomerase 8 (gene fkbp8). The record is from RefSeq and is a predicted model, not a curated record. The coding region runs from base 118 to 1320 and encodes 400 amino acids. The transcript has 9 exons. Gene Ontology annotation, molecular function: protein binding; peptidyl-prolyl cis-trans isomerase activity. NCBI's taxonomy places the organism in Eukaryota, Metazoa, Chordata, Actinopteri, Perciformes, Liparidae.